CUUCAAAGGGACUGUACUCCAAGACACCCCUUCAAAAAUAAUAUCUUCCAAGACACCCCUUCAAAGGGACUGUACUCCAAGACACCCCUUCAAAAAGAAUAUCUUCCAAGACACCCCUGCUAUAUAGAUAAAGCAGAAUUAUGUAUAAAUUUUAAAACCAACUACUCUGAACUAGAUAACUGUAAACUCAUUUUAAUGUUUACAUUUUAAAGUGUCCAAUUAAACCUUAAACUCUUGUAUUAUAGAGUUUCAUAUUCACGUUUCCUAAUUUAAUGUUCUAUACCUUAACCUAUAAACUUGAACUGAGAAGGAUAAAUAUUUAUUUAUAUUUAGUUCAAAUUAAGAUUAAACUUUUAAAGUUGAAAUGUGAAGUAUGAGAUUAACAUAUUUAAAGUGCGAAUAAGAUUAAGUCCUAGCUAAACCUUUAUACUUUAAAUAUAGAGAAUAAAGCUAGAUAUUUAAGUCUAUAAGAUUAAGAUUAAGUCCUAACUAAUGUUUUAAAAGUAAAUUAAGAUUACAUUUACAAUAUUUAAGUCUCAGAAGUUAAGAUUAAUUCCCAAGUAUAGUUUUAAACUUUAAGUAAAGGAAAGUAAAGUGAGUAACUGAAGAGUACAAUAUUUGAGUAAAAGAUUAUUAAGAUUUAGUCCCAAGUAUAGUUUUAAAUUUUAAGUAAAGUAAAGUAAAGUAAAGUAAAUAAAUAGUACAAUAUUUAAGAUUAAAAUUAAGUCCUAAACUAACCCCACCGACACUGCACUAUCUCUCUGUCUGCACAAACCAGUAUCUAAACUAAUAUGGUGAAGGAUUUUAACGCCGGAAGUUCAGAAGGUUCUGAGCCCGGAGAUGAAAGUAUCCGGGAAAUGAGUGUUGACCUAGGACGGGUUGCGGAGCUAAAAUGUUCUCUUGAACCUCCUGUAACCUGGAGAAAGGUUCAGGGAAUCAUUUCCAGAGAUUCGUCCAUGAAAGAGAGAGAGUUAAAGAUAUUUCAAGCAGAAGAGAAGGAUGCUGGAGAAUAUAGCUGUAAAGGAGAGAAGGAUAGAGAGGAGAUCAUAAGAUUGGUUGUUACUGGAAUAGUUCCUUACUUUGCUCAAGCUCCGAUAUCUUACUUACAAUUUCCAACACUUCCUGAUGCAUACCUGGAGUUCAAGAUACAGGUUUCCUUCCGGGCAGAGUCGGACGGAUUGAUCUUCUACAAUGGUCAGGAUAAUCUCGGGAUCGGAGAUUUUAUUGCUCUGGGUUUAGAGGAGGGAUUCCCUGUGUUCAGGUUCAAUAUGGGCAGCGGAGUAUCAACCAUCAAAUCAGUUAAACCGGUUCAGAAAGGGGAGUGGCACACCGCUGUGGUCUGGAGAAGCAGGAAGAACGCAUCUCUCUCUCUGGACGGAUCUACUCCAGUCUUUGGAUUUGCAGAAGGGAUAUUUCAAGGGUUGGAUCUCCUAGGACCAUUCUAUGUCGGAGGACUCCCAACCUUUAACGGGAUCGGCUCCGGGGUAGGAUUUAAGCGAGGGUUUGUUGGAUGUGUGAGCAAGGUCGCAAUUGGACAUAGACUUAGGGAUAUAACAAAGACCAAAGAGAGUUCUGUUGGAAUAACUGGUUGUGAGACGUGUGCUGGGAAUCCGUGUGAUAACGGAGGAAAAUGCCAGGAAUCUUACUCAGAGUCUGGAUUUAUCUGCAUCUGCUCUCAGGGGUUCUCUGGAAAGAACUGUAGUAAGGUUGGGGAUGCCUGUUCUCCGGGUGUGUGUGGAGAGGGAAGAUGUGAAGAUACUGCUUCAGGGAUACAGUGCUACUGCCCUCUAGAAACUUCGGGUUCAAGAUGUGAGCAGAGCCUUCAGAUUAAGAAACCUGCUUUUACAGGAGACUCCUAUAUUGCUUUUUCUAGGCCUAAACAUAUCCUAAGAAGAUUAAACAUUGGUAUGAAGUUUAAAACCAAAGAUCUAAAGGACUCUGUUCUUUUUUACUGUUCUCAGAGUGAGGACGGAAAGGGAGACUUUGCUUCGCUUGCAAUCAAGGACGGAUAUCUAGAGUUUAGGUUUGAUACUGGUUCAGGAGCGGCCAUACUCCGGUCUAAUGUAAGGAUUGAGCUCAAUAUAUGGCAUGAAGUGAAGAUAAGACGUAAGCUCCGAGAUGGUUCUAUGGUACUGGAUAACGGGACUCCAGUAGUAGGUAAAUCUCCAGGGAAUACACGAGGAUUGAAUAUUAAAACUCCGCUCUACGUUGGAGGAUUGAACCUGAACAAGUACGUAUUUGCCUCCGGUGUCGGGGUUCAGAGAGGAUUUACAGGAUGUAUCGUGGACCUAGAGAGUGGAGGACAACAGCUGGACCUCAAAUAUGAUGUUCUAGACUCCGGAAAUAUUGGAGACUGUAACUCCAUGUCUCCUUGUGAGGUUGAACCCUGUAAGCACAACGGGGUUUGUGUUGAUCAGGGAAACUCGAGUUUCUCCUGCUCCUGUUCUCCGGGGUACUACGGAGAACUGUGCGAGGAAGAGGAGAAUCUAUGUAAUCUACAAACACCCUGUCUAAACAAUGGUAAAUGUAUCGGGAACACAACAUCCUACUCCUGCUCCUGCUCCUUGGGGUUCGCUGGAGUUCAUUGCAACAGGAGUGUUGAGAUAGGUAAAGAGAUUGGGUUUAAGGGAAAUGGUUACCUGGAGCUGGAUCGAACCUUGUUCCCACACAGCUCUAGAAACACACCGGAAACCUUCAGUAUUACGUUCACCACGGAGUACACGGACGGAAUCCUGUUCUGCCAGAGUCAGGACGGAUUGGUCGGAAACGGCGGAGAUUUCCUAGCUCUAGUAGUAGAAGACGGAUAUCCUAGUCUUCAGUAUGAGCUGGGAGGUGGUCCUGCUAAUAUAAGACUGGAGACCAGGGUGGAUGAUGGAAACCUUCACAAGCUAGAGAUAACAAGAGUAGGACGGAAAGGAGAACUGGUUCUAAAUGAUAAAAUAUCUGUAUCCGGAUCUAGCAAGGGUUUGCUCCAGAUGUUGAAUACAGCAGGAAACAUUUUUAUCGGAGGAGGACCUGAUCCUUCCCAGCUGACCGGAGCACGCUGGGAGGACGGGUUCAGGGGAUGCAUCCACGCUCUAUCCCUCCAAGGGAAGAAUGUCGACUUUAAAGAAGACCUGGUUACCUCUGCUAAUAUAGUUCCUUGUAAAGAGAAAAGUUUAGAAGUUGCCGAGGAUUAUAAUGAUGUGUUCUACUCCAGUCUAAUGGAAGAUUUAGAAGAAAACUUCGAUGAAGAUGCAUACUUGGAGAGAUUAAACAGAAUAGGAUAAUGAUAAACUGAACCUGGAGAGAUUAAACAGAAUAAGAUAAACCGGGAGAUAAACUGAACCUGAAGAGAUUAAACAGAAUAAGAUAAACCUGAAGAUAAACUGAACUUUGAGAGAUUAAACAGAAUAGAAUAAACCGGGAGAUAAACUGAACCUGAAGAGA
This is a messenger RNA of Eurytemora carolleeae, 3429 nucleotides long. RefSeq names its product basement membrane-specific heparan sulfate proteoglycan core protein. NCBI's taxonomy places the organism in Eukaryota, Metazoa, Arthropoda, Copepoda, Calanoida, Temoridae. The record is from RefSeq and is a predicted model, not a curated record. The coding region runs from base 792 to 3269 and encodes 825 amino acids. Gene Ontology annotation, molecular function: calcium ion binding. The transcript is spliced from 13 exons.